This is a messenger RNA of Manihot esculenta (cassava), 1065 nucleotides long. RefSeq lists its product as uncharacterized. The coding region runs from base 1 to 1065 and encodes 354 amino acids. Lineage: Eukaryota; Viridiplantae; Streptophyta; Magnoliopsida; Malpighiales; Euphorbiaceae. The transcript has a single exon. The record is from RefSeq and is a predicted model, not a curated record.
AUGGCAGAACGAGGGAAUACCAGUAAAGAAGGCAAAAUCACGGAGGCGAAGGACAAAAUCCAGAUCGGAACUCAGAAUCUUGGAGAUCCUCUGACUCUCCAGUCUUCGGACCAUCCAGGUAUGGUUUUAGUAUCUGCUCCUCUGAUAGGGACAAAUUUUAGGUCUUGGUGUAGAGCCAUUAGGAUAGCCCUAGGAGCCAAACAGAAACUGGAAUUUAUAGAAGGCACCGUUACAAUACCUGAUAAAGGAUCUGAUUCCUAUGAACAAUGGAAGCGAUGUGACUUUAUGGUCACAUCCUGGAUUCUAAAUUCUAUAUCCAGAGAGUUAGUCGAUGGCUUCAUUUACACAGCCUCAGCUAGGGAUCUCUGGCUUGAAAUUACCGAAAGAUUCGGUGAGUGUAAUGGAACCAUGAUCUAUGAGUUGCGUAGGAAAAUAUCCUUGAUAUCUCAAGACAAUUUCUCUGCAUCUGUCUAUUUCACUAAAUUGAAAGGGUUUUGGGAUGAAUUGGGAUCAAUGGAGACCCUUCCUCCAUGCACCUGUGGAGCAUCAAAGGCAAUUGAUGAAAUUAACAAUAGAAAUAGGCUAAUGCAAUUUCUUAUGGGCUUGAGUGAUGCCUACGGAACAGUAAGAGAUCAGAUCCUGGGGAUGGAUCCUCUGCCCUCUGUAAAUAAAGCCUAUUCUAUGGUACUGAAAUUUGAGUCUCAGAAGGAUAUUCUGGGAAACAUUAGUGGGAACACUGAACCUCUAGCCUUGAUGAAUAGGACAUAUAAACAAUAUCAAGGAAAACAAAGGGGACCUGGCCCAAAAAGGGGGCAUUGCUCCUACUGUGACAUGGAUGGACAUGUCAGAGAGGGCUGUUUCAAGUUGAUAGGCUACCCUGAGUGGUUUAAAACGAAAAUUAAGAAUAAUGGACAGCCCUCUAAAGCAAAUAGAAACAUAGGACAUGAACGAAAGGUUGUAGCAGCUGUUGAGGGCACCCCACAUAAAAGGGACACACCUCUUGACAUGCCUAACACAUCUACUCAGAUAAAUGACCUCAAUAUCAUGAUGAACUCCUUACAAUAG